Molecule: messenger RNA, 877 nt
Organism: Populus euphratica (Euphrates poplar)
Lineage: Eukaryota; Viridiplantae; Streptophyta; Magnoliopsida; Malpighiales; Salicaceae
Product: DNA replication licensing factor MCM6-like
Exons: 2
Coding region: 16-321 (101 amino acids)
Source: RefSeq, a predicted model, not a curated record
CUUUAUUCACCAUAAAUGUUGUCUUUGAGGGAUGUUCUGCUACCAAUUUCAGGGACGGGGUUGGCUGGAAUGAUGCAGGGAGAGUUGAUAAGAUGGUAUGUGGAUCAACAAAAUCAGAAAAAUAGCUACAGUUCCUUGGAGGAAGCAAAGAAUGAAGCUUCCAAAAUCAAAGCCAUUAUAGAGAGUUUGAUUCGGAGAGAAGGCUUUUUGAUUGUGGUAGAUGAUGGCAGCCGACCAGAAGCAGAUGGUGAUGGUGGAAGGCAGUCAUCAUCAAGAGAUGACAGGAUAUUGGCUGUGGCUCCUAAUUAUGUGGUAGAAUGAUGUGAUGCAUUCACAACUCGGUAACCAGAAGACUCAUGCAUGGUGCACGGUGUAUGAGGUCGCGAAAGUUAAAUUGUAACCUAACCAUUUAUACAUGCUGCAAGCUCGGCUUUUCUAUAGCCACUAGUUUUUAAGUUCACGGCAGCUGAAAGCUUGGCGUUGGAAUCAGCCCAUUGUUCUAAUCGUAAAUGCAUUUGAAAGAUCUGAAAAUAACAUCUAAAGUUUGGUAGGUGAUUAAGGAGUGAUGUUUUUUUCUCCAUGAUUGUUAUACAAAGCGCAGAUAUUUUAUGGUGGCACAGAGCCGGACUUUCAGGUACUAGAUUCAGCAGCACCACUUGCAUCUGCUGAAAAUGUUUAACAGAGCAGGGAUAUUAGUGCGGAUUGACAACUCAAUUCUGCAGCUAAGAUUUGCAGAUCUCAGCGGCUUCCGGCUCGGUUUCACAAUUUCCAUCUGCUGGAGUGGGAUGCGUUAUCCUGUUCUCCCAUCAAUAGAUGCCUGACUUAGUUGCUACUUACAAUGAAACCUGACAUUAUAAAAGUCGACUAGUUUUUGUGA